Cynoglossus semilaevis (tongue sole) is the source of this 3363-nucleotide messenger RNA. RefSeq names its product SEC23 homolog B, coat complex II component (gene sec23b). The transcript is spliced from 19 exons. Gene Ontology annotation, molecular function: GTPase activator activity; zinc ion binding. The record is from RefSeq and is a predicted model, not a curated record. Gene Ontology annotation, biological process: COPII-coated vesicle cargo loading; COPII-coated vesicle budding; intracellular protein transport. Lineage: Eukaryota; Metazoa; Chordata; Actinopteri; Pleuronectiformes; Cynoglossidae. Gene Ontology annotation, cellular component: COPII vesicle coat; endoplasmic reticulum exit site. The coding region runs from base 167 to 2467 and encodes 766 amino acids.
GCCGGCUGAUAGCUGGGAGUGAUCCCUCCUCAUCGUCGUCCUUCUCUGCCUCUCAACAGUCGUCGGCGUUUGGCCAUCAUAUGCUCUAACAUUUUCUUGAUAAGAGAGCACCCCGUCGUUGUUGUUCCCCACCGAGGCAAAGCCCAACAUUAAGUGAAGCACAGUGAUGGCGACGUACCAGGAGUUCAUUCAACAAAACGAAGACAGGGAUGGGGUGAGAUUCAGCUGGAACCUUUGGCCGUCCAGCCGACUGGAGGCCACCCGGCUGGUGGUCCCCGUCUCCUGCCUCUUCACACCCCUAAAGGAGAGGCCCGACCUACCACCCGUCCAGUAUGAACCUGUUCUAUGCAGCCGGGCCAACUGCAAAGCAGUGCUGAACCCACUCUGUCAAGUGGACUUCAGAGCAAAAAUAUGGGCAUGCAACUUCUGCUUUCAGAGAAACCCAUUCCCUCCGUCAUAUGCUGGUAUCUCAGAAAUGAACCAACCAGCUGAACUGAUGCCUCAGUUUUCUACCAUUGAGUACAUAGUGCAGCGUGGACCUCCAUCCCCUCUGGUCUUCCUCUAUGUGGUGGACACCUGUCUGGAAGAGGAGGACCUUCAGGCCCUGAAAGAGUCCCUCCAGAUGUCCCUCAGCCUCCUGCCGCCCAACGCCCUGGUGGGCCUGAUCACAUUUGGACGCAUGGUCCAGGUUCACGAGCUCAGCUGUGAAGGCAUUGCCAAGAGUUAUGUGUUCAGAGGCACCAAGGACCUGUCCUCCAAACAGAUCCAGGAGAUGCUUGGUUUGACCAAGCCCGGGACAGCAGGACCCCAAGGUCGCCCAGCGGCUCCUCAGGAAGCUGCUGCCUCCUGCAGGUUCCUCCAGCCUGUGCACAGAGUUGACAUGAAUCUGACUGACCUGCUGGGUGAGCUUCAGAGAGAUCCCUGGCCCGUCCCUCAGGGCAAACGUCCUCUCCGCUCCACCGGGGUCGCUCUGUCUGUGGCUGUGGGUCUGUUGGAGGGUACUUUCCCUAACACGGGGGCUCGAGUGAUGCUGUUCAUCGGAGGCCCUCCCACCCAGGGCCCAGGCAUGGUCGUGGGUGACGAGCUGAAAACACCUAUCCGCUCUUGGCAUGACAUCCAGAAGGACAACGCUCGUCAUCUGAAGAAAGCCACCAAGUACUAUGAGGCACUUGCUAACCGCUCAGCAGUGAACGGCCACAGUAUUGACAUCUACGCCUGUGCCCUGGACCAGACUGGACUCCUGGAGAUGAAGUGUUUAUCUAAUCUCACUGGAGGCCACAUUGUGAUGGGAGACUCCUUCAACACGUCUCUGUUCAAGCAAACCUUCCAGAGAGUCUUCAGUAAGGACUAUAAUGGAGACUUCCGCAUGGCCUUCGGAGGUGUUCUGGAAGUCAAGACAUCCAGGGAGCUGAAGGUCUGUGGAGCCAUUGGACCCUGUGUUUCACUCAACUCCAAAGGAUCCUGUGUUUCAGAGACUGAGAUGGGCAUCGGUGGCACAAGCCAGUGGAAAGUGUGCAGCCUCACUCCCUCCACCACUUUAGGCCUUUACUUUGAAGUGGUCAACCAGCACAACGCCCCCAUCCCACAGGGUGGACGAGGAGCGAUACAGUUCGUUACCCAGUACCAGCACUCCAACACACAGAGGAGGAUACGGGUCACCACCAUUGCCAGGAACUGGGCAGAUGCACAGUCUCAGAUUCAGCACAUUGAGACCUCGUUUGACCAGGAAGCUGCCGCUGUCCUCAUGGCCCGUCUGGGAGUUUUUAGAGCUGAGUCGGAGGAGGGGCCGGAUGUUCUGCGUUGGCUGGACAGGCAGCUCAUUCGCCUGUGUCAGAAGUUUGGACAGUUCAACAAAGAAGAUCCUUCGUCCUUCAAGCUGUCAGAGUCUCUGUCCCUCUACCCACAGUUUAUGUUCCACCUGCGCCGGUCACCGUUCCUGCAGGUCUUUAACAACAGCCCCGAUGAGUCUUCCUACUACAGACACCACUUUGUCACUCAGGACCUGACCCAGUCCCUGAUCAUGGUCCAGCCCAUUCUCUACUCGUACUCCUUCCAUGGACCACCAGAGCCUGUUCUCCUGGACAGCAGCAGCAUCCUGCCCGACCGUAUCCUGUUGAUGGACACUUUCUUCCAGCUGGUCAUCUACCAUGGAGAGACCAUAGCCCAGUGGCGAAAGGCCAGAUACCAGGAGAUGCCGGAGUAUGAGAACUUCAAGCAGCUGCUUCAGGCUCCUCUAGACGAUGCCCAGGAGAUCCUACAGACACGGUUCCCCAUGCCGCGCUACAUCGACACAGAGCAUGGCGGCUCUCAGGCUCGCUUCCUGUUGUCUAAAGUCAAUCCAUCACAGACGCAUAACAACCUCUACGCCUGGGGACAGGAGACUGGAGCUCCCAUCCUCACUGAUGACGUCAGCCUGCAGGUCUUCAUGGACCAUCUGAAGAAACUGGCCGUUUCCAGCUCUGCAUAAAUGUCUCUAGUCCAACACUGAGCAAAGACUGAGGCGACAUUCCUGGUAUUUUUUUUAUUUUUUUUAUUUUUUUUUUUUUGGGAAUCCAUCAACAUUUCUCUUAUGUAUCAGUAAAGGAGCCAAACCCACAGUCUGUUUUAUUUCUCCUGCUAUCCUGACUUUAUUUUAUUAUUUUUCUCUAUUUUUGAGUCAUGUGACACAAACAUCACAUUCCUCACUUACAGAAAAACUUCUGUUCAUUUUCUUUUAACUUGUUUAUUUAUAAUGAAAAAAAGGCUCCUUUACUGUGUCCUCAUGAAGCAAUACCAACGUCUUUAUAACUGUUUUGUAUCUGACCUCAGCGCUGACCUGCAGGAUGAUUCAACUAAUGACUAAAUGUUUCUUUGUUUGUGAACUUAUUGCAUCACAAAUGGUUUGAAGGUAUUGUUAAUAAGACGUGUGAGUGUAUGUGUGUGUGAGUGUGUGUGCGGGCGCGCAUGUGUGUGUAAAUGCUUUGUCUAUAGCUAAGGAUGAAAUGACUAGAUUUUUUUUUUCUCAUGAAUAAAUUAUAAUGGUACCUUUAAUACUGGUUGUCAAAUGUUGACGUCUAACUGAAUACUUAGGAAAAACACAAAUUGCUUGUACCUUUAGAAAAAAAUGGAGAAAACUUCUCAUGUUUUGAGAAAAACAGAAGCCGGUCACAGAGACCGCCUCUGCUUUCAGUGACAAACUGAAGUUAUUUUUAACUUAAAUCAUCCCAACACGUUGCUCAUCUGGGAUUUUACACCAGAUCACUGGUCCAGUGUCAGUGUAAUCAGAGUGUGAUAUAAAUACUAUACCAUGUGUCGAACCAUGUGGAGGAGGAGUCACUUGUCUGAUUUUAAUCUGUCCUACAGUCUGCUGGCCCUAUUAAAAAA